Maylandia zebra (zebra mbuna) is the source of this 2361-nucleotide messenger RNA. The record is from RefSeq and is a predicted model, not a curated record. NCBI's taxonomy places the organism in Eukaryota, Metazoa, Chordata, Actinopteri, Cichliformes, Cichlidae.
AAACUGCUGUUACACAAAAGACACAUUGAUAUAUGGCAAAAUGGAUGAGAUAUCAUGUCAGCAGAAAAAAUUAACUACUCUACAGGAACAGCUUCAUGUGAUGGAGACUAAGCUCACAGUAACUGGUGAUCCUGAGGAGCAGAAUAUACAGUCUCUCAGGAUCGUGCUGAUUGGGAAGACUGGCAGUGGAAAGAGCUCUUCAGGAAACACAAUACUAGGAAAAAAAGAAUUUAAAGCUGAAUCAAGUCACACAUCAGUCACACAGUGUUGUCAAAAAGCACAUGGUGAGGUGGACGGUCGUCCUGUUGCUGUGGUCGACACUCCUGGACUGUUUGACACAACUCUGUCAAACGAGAACGUUCAAGAGGAGUUGGUAAAAUGCAUCAGUCUUCUGGCUCCAGGUCCACAUGUCUUCCUGUUGGUGUUACAGAUUGGUCGACUCACAGAAGAGGAGAAAGAGACUUUAAGGCUCAUCAAGGAAGUCUUUGGCAAGAAUUCAGAAAUGUUCACCAUUGUUCUUUUUACAAGAGGAGAUGCACUGCAAAAUGAUGAAACGUCCAUUGAAGAGUACAUUGAAAAGGGAUCUAAUGCUUCCUUUAGAAAACUUAUUUCUGACUGUGGAGGAAGAUACCACGUGUUUAAUAACUAUGAUAAACAAAAUCAAAAACAAGUCAGUGACCUGAUGACAAAGAUUGACGCCAUGGUGAAGCACAACAGAGACAGCUACUUCACCAAUGAGAUGCUGCAAGAGGCUGAAGCUGCAAUACAGAAAGAAAUGAAGAGAAUCCUGAAAGAAAAGGAAGAAGAGAUGAAGAAACAGAAGGAGGAGCUUGAAAAUACGUAUGAGGAGAAAAUUCAGUCUAUGAAAAACAGAAUGGAAGAACAGAGAGCAGAAAUUGAACAAGAGAGAGAACUCAGGGUCAGACAGCUUAAUGAAAAGGAGGAAAACAUACGAAAGGAGCGAGAGCAGAGGAAGAGAGAACAAGAAAUUAGAAAUGAUGAAGAAAAGAAAAGAAAAAUGCAGGAAGAACGUCAACAACAGGAGUGGGAAAAGGAACGAGAAGCUUUGGAGAAAAAAAUCAAGUCAGAAUCAAAGGAAAAGGAAACAAUUGACAGAAAACUGGAACAGAGUAGAAAAGAGAUGGAAGAAAAACGAGAGGCCUGGGAGAAGGAAAAAAACAAAUGGUGGGAAAAGCGACACCAAGAAGACGACAAGAGACGUCAGGAGGAGCGAGAAAAACUAAAAAAGCUCCAGGAAGAGUAUGAAGAGGAAAAAAGAAAAUAUGACCAUCAACGAAAGGAAGAAGACCGAAAGAGAAGUGCACAAGAAGAGAAGGAACGAAAAGAACUGGAGGAUAACUAUAAGCAAAAAAUGGAAGACAUGAAAAAGAGUUAUGAGGAGGAGGCAAGAAAACAAGCUGAAGAGUUCAAUGAGUUCAAAGAAAAAUACACCAAAGACCUUCAAGCUCUGAUGUUAAAACAUGCGACAGAACUGAAGGAUUUAAUGCAACAGCAUGAAACAGAGGUACAACAGAAAGAAACAGAAAUGCAGGAGAAAGAGAAAGAACACAGCGAACAGUACAGGGUCUUAGAAGAACUGUCAAAACGCAAAGAAACCACACUCAGAGAUGAUUUGGAGAAAAAAGAUAAAGCACUAAAAGGAGAAAAGGAUGAUAAACAGAAAAUUGUAGAUGAUAAAAAGGCAAGAGAAGAAGAAAUUAAAAAACUGAAGGAACAACAACAAAAAGAAAUAGAUGAUUUUUAUAACCUACAUGUCAUGAAGAUCAAGAAGUGCACAAUCUGUUGAUCGUCCAUCCUAACAACAAAUAUUUUAUUUAUUCAGCACCCACCAGUAUCUAUAACUCUCUGUAACUCAGUAACAGUAAGUCAUGUAGUUGUAUUUACAUCCUUUUUUUUCUCCAGUGUAUUUGGAAAUUUUUGUUUAUUGGAGUAACUAAAAAAAAUAACUUUAAUUAAAAGAAAGCUUUGUAUAUAACAUUUGUCUUUCAUUGUAUACCACUUUAAUGUUACAGUUUUAAGUGUCUUUUAAAAACGUUACUUUUUUUAUUAGUUAUUGGAGAAACUGUAUGAACUAACAUUAACAGUCACAUGACCUUUUUCUUUUUUUGAAUUUGUUUUAGGGAAAUUUAAACAAAGUUUGUGAGGCAAGCUGCCUCGACCGGAUGGGACAAAAGACAUUUGUGGAAGAGAACCAGAGAUUAGUGAUAUUUUGUAGUUGUAGUAAUGAUGAUGAUAAUAAUAAUGAUAGUAAUAAUAAUAAUAGGUUAAUAAGAACUGAUAAUUAAAUGCAUAGUGAGAGAAAAAGAUGACAGAAGAAGAAAUACUCAUUGCAUCAUGGGA